AUGGGCAUGGCGGGUCGCAUGGCCAUGGCGAGGAUGAUGGCGCGGUGCCGUGGCUUGCUCGUGGUUAUGGAGUUCAUGGCGCACGUGCGUGUGUCAGCCAGCAGCAUCACCGGCCGCGAUGGAGAACCUGCUGUCCGUCGCAUCCCACGAGACGCUCCCGGACAGCUUCGCGUCUUCCCGGCCGAGCAGCGCCCGCCGCCGUCGUCCGCCGCCGUCGCGCUCCCCGUCAUCGACCUCUCCGCCCCCCGCGACGAGGUCCGGCGAGCCGUUCUUGAAGCUGGCAAGGAGCUAGGCUUCUUCCAGGUGGUGAACCACGGCGUGCCGGAGCAGGCGGUGCGGGACAUGGAGGCGUGCUGCGAGGAGUUCUUCCGCCUUCCCGCGGAGGACAAGGCGGCCUUCUACUCCGAGGACACGGACAAGCCCAACCGCCUCUUCACCAGCACCACCAACGGCACCGGCGGCGAGCGCUGCUGGCGUGACUGCCUCCGCCUCUCCUGCGGCUUCCCCGUCGCCGCCGACGCCAAGAACGCCUGGCCAGACAACCCCGACGGCCUCAGGGAGGCGAUGGAGAGGUUCAUCGCGCCGACGCGGGCGCUGGGCAUGGAGCUGCUGCGGCUGCUGUGCGAGGGCGUAGGGCUCCGCCCGGACUACUUCGAGGGGGACCUCAGCGCCGGCGACGUGGUCGUGAACGUCAACCACUACCCGCCGUGCCCGGACCCGGUGCGCACGCUGGGCCUGCCGCCGCACUGCGACCGCAACCUCAUCACGCUCCUCCUCCAGGGGAGCGUCGCCGGCCUCCAGGUCUCCUACCGCGGCGAGUGGAUCCGCGUCCAGCCCGUGCCCGGCGCCUUCGUCGUCAACUUCGGCCACCAGCUCGAGAUCGCGACGAACGGGCUGCUGAAGAGCGUGGAGCACCGCGCGGCGGCCAACGCGGCGGUGCCGCGCACGUCGGUGGCGACGUUCAUCAUGCCCACCGACGACUGCCUCGUCGCCCCCGCCGCGGAGCUCGCUGCCGGGGGCGGCGGCGCGCGGUACCGCGCCGUCACGUUCCGGGAGUUCAUGAGGGUGUACAAGACCGUCGGCGCGCGCAGGGAGAGCGUCGAGAAGGCCUUCAAGAUCUGA
This is a messenger RNA of Miscanthus lutarioriparius, 1122 nucleotides long. Lineage: Eukaryota; Viridiplantae; Streptophyta; Magnoliopsida; Poales; Poaceae. The record is from the annotation of a GenBank genome assembly.